Messenger RNA from Gambusia affinis (western mosquitofish), 1721 nucleotides. It is a transcript of the gene slc30a7, whose product is annotated as solute carrier family 30 member 7. Bases 75 to 1313 code for a protein of 412 amino acids. The transcript has 10 exons. Gene Ontology annotation, molecular function: zinc ion transmembrane transporter activity. Gene Ontology annotation, cellular component: Golgi apparatus; membrane. NCBI's taxonomy places the organism in Eukaryota, Metazoa, Chordata, Actinopteri, Cyprinodontiformes, Poeciliidae. Gene Ontology annotation, biological process: transmembrane transport; zinc ion transport; intracellular zinc ion homeostasis. The record is from RefSeq and is a predicted model, not a curated record.
UCGCCGGAAGUUGACAGUUAGCAUCUCAGCCAGUUUACGUUCCCAGUGAGACUGAGGAGCGUCCAGGUGUAAAAAUGUUACCUUUAUCUAUCAAAGAUGAUGAGUACAAACCGGCCAAGUUCAACCUGCUGCUCAAACUGUCCGGGUGGUUCAGGUCGAUUUUAGCUGAUAAAACCUCCAGGAAUCUCUUCUUCUUCCUCUGCCUCAACCUCUCCUUCGCCUUCGUGGAGUUAACCUACGGCAUCUGGAGUAACAGUUUAGGUCUCAUCUCGGACUCCUUCCACAUGUUCUUUGACUGCACCGCCCUGCUGGCCGGCCUGGCAGCCUCCGUCAUCUCCAGGUGGAGGUCCAAUGACAGCUUCUCCUACGGCUACGUCAGAGCCGAGGUUCUGGCCGGCUUCGUCAACGGACUCUUCCUCAUCUUCACCGCCUUCUUCAUCUUCUCAGAAGGAGUGGAGAGAGCCUUGGAGCCGCCAGACGUUCACCACGAGCGGCUGCUUCCUGUUUCUGUGGCCGGCCUGCUGGUCAACCUGGUGGGGAUCUUCGUCUUCCAGCACGGAGGACACGGACACUCGCACGGGGACGGAGGUCACGGUCACAGCCACUCUCUGUUCAACGGCAGCCUGAGCCACGGACACGGAGGACACGGAGGACACGGACACAGCCAUGAUGGACAUGGACACAGCCAUGACAAACACGGAGAUCAUGGACACGGACACGGAGAUCAUGGACAUGGACAUGGAGGACACGAGGACUGUCACAGUGAGUCAAACGUCCGUCUUUUCUCCGUCAGUCGAGACGUUUUCAGAGAAUCUGAACUUGUUGCUUUUUGUUCCUCAGAUGAGCUUCAACGCCCAGGAGAAGGAUCCAGCAAGCAGAUCCUACAGGGCGUUCUCCUCCACAUCAUCGCCGACACUCUGGGCAGCAUCGGCGUCAUCAUCUCCGCCCUCCUGAUGCAGAAGUACGACCUGAUGAUCGCCGACCCCAUCUGCUCCAUGCUGAUCGCCCUCCUCAUCGGAGUCAGUGUGGUGCCGCUGCUGAAGGAGUCCAUCGGUAUCCUGAUGCAGAGAACGCCGCCGUCGCUCGACAACGUGCUGCCAGAGUGCUACCAGAGGGUGCAGCAGCUGCAGGGAGUCUACAACCUACAGGAGCCUCACUUCUGGACGCUGUGCACGGACGUUUACAUCGGGACGUUAAAGCUGCUGGUGGCGCCGGACGCAGACACCCGCUGGAUCCUCAGCCAGACGCACAACAUCUUCACUCAGGUCGGCGUCAGACAGCUGUACGUUCAGAUCGACACGGCCGCCAUGUAGAAGCUCCGCCUCCUCUAGUCCUGGGACCAAUCAGUCAUCUGCUGCUGGGUGACCUUUGACCCCUCUACAGAAGGGAGGGGUGGGGACACACAAAGAACUGAUGAACUCAAAAGCCCCGCCCACGUUGGUGGUUUUAUAAAUAAUUUACUGGGUUUGGGGGGCGACUCGUCUGCCUCGCUCCUCCUGCCCUUCUCUUUGUUUGUAGCAAAGGAUUCUGGGUAAGUGCCUUCAUCAGAGACAAUCUGAGCCCCUCCCACUAUUGGUGACAUCACACCUGGUGUCUGCUGAUCGGCUCAGUGAAAUGUCACCGGGUUUUUCCGUUUUUUUUACUGUGCCAAACCAUGUGACCAAAUCAUGUGACCUGUUAGUGGGAUUUUUUUAACUGUAAUAAAUCAAUUUCUCUGCUCA